CACAUGUCUUGAAGGUGAUAGUCCCACGCUGUGAACCAGAGCAACCGGCUCCUUACACGUGUUCGGCUAAAAUCUAUUUCCCUUUAUAUCGACCCCUUUCUGUUUCUUCUCCCUCAUAUGGUAAAUAGCCAUUCUCGCCUAGCAACAAAGUCACAAACGUCAUUAGACUCUCUCUUUCAGACUUGAAAGUGAACUUCCGAGUUUUUAUUGUCUCAAUAAAACCCACCGAUACUAGCCAUUCUCAUUUGUUUCCUCCAUGAAUAUGAGCUUACCGGGUUUCAGUACUACUCUUCCCCACUCGAAGACAACGAUGCCUGUUUCUGCACGGAGCCAUACGAUGUCGUUCAGCGAGGAUCCAACAAAGAAGAUUAGAAAGCCAUACACAAUCACCAAGUCUAGAGAGAACUGGACGGAGCAAGAACACGACAAGUUCAUUGAAGCUCUCCAUUUGUUUGACCGUGAUUGGAAGAAAAUAGAGGCCUUUGUUGGAUCAAAAACAGUUAUCCAGAUACGAAGCCACGCGCAGAAAUACUUUCUCAAGGUUCAGAAGAAUGGGACUAACGAACAUCUUCCUCCUCCUCGACCAAAGAGGAAAGCUAAUCAUCCCUAUCCACAAAAGGCUUCCAAAAGUGUGGCUCUUACAACUUCAAACGCAUUGCUUGAACAUGAGUACUUGUACCCCACUGAUCCACAACCGGUGAUUAGUACUCCUAAUCACGGAUUAAUGCGUUGCAAUGUUAUUACGCCAAUUCCAGUGAUCAAAGAGGAAUUGGGUGUCCUAGAGAACUGUUGCAGCACUAGUCGUAGUAGGAGUAUUAGAGAUAAGAUGAGGACGAGAACAGUUACGGAGACAGAUGACCAGAGAGUGAUGCCGAAUUUCGCUGAAGUUUACAGCUUUAUAGGAAGUGUAUUCGAUCCAAAAACAACAGGUCAUGUCCAGAGGUUAAAGCAAAUGGAUCCUAUCAAUCUAGAAACGGUCCUCUUAUUGAUGAAAAACUUGUCUGUAAACCUGUCAAGCCCCGAGUUUGAAGAACAAAGGAGGUUAAUAUCAUCAUACAACAGUGAAUAGAGAGACCCGGUUAGGUUUAAUGAGAAGUGAGAGAGGAAAUGAACACUGCUACUCUCUCUUUCUCUUUAUGCCUACGGCGACUGGACCAAAUGAGUGAAGCGGUUGUACUUGUACAUACGAGUCAAGAGUUUAGAAUAUUUUGAUCUUAGGUGUUAGAUAAAGCAUGUCCUGUGUAGAAAGAUACUCUAUCCGUUUCCUAAUAGAUGAACAUGUUAAAAAAUUAUAUAAAAAAAUUAUUAAAAUAUAAUUUAAAACUAA
Brassica rapa (field mustard) is the source of this 1327-nucleotide messenger RNA. RefSeq names its product protein REVEILLE 3. Lineage: Eukaryota; Viridiplantae; Streptophyta; Magnoliopsida; Brassicales; Brassicaceae. Gene Ontology annotation, molecular function: DNA binding. The record is from RefSeq and is a predicted model, not a curated record.